Molecule: messenger RNA, 1813 nt
Organism: Misgurnus anguillicaudatus (oriental weatherfish)
Lineage: Eukaryota; Metazoa; Chordata; Actinopteri; Cypriniformes; Cobitidae
Gene: sigirr
Product: single immunoglobulin and toll-interleukin 1 receptor (TIR) domain
Biological process (GO): signal transduction
Source: RefSeq, a predicted model, not a curated record
UUAACCGGCGCGCGCGCACCUUCCGUGUUAUAACUUACCUGUUCAGCGAGACAUUGCACGAACUACAGGCAAAACCGACAGCUUGUUAUUUGUGUUAACUUCACGAAAACAGCUGACAUACUUUUUGAUGAGAGGAUUUAUUAACGGGCUGCGAUGUGGCGGAGUCUUCUGAUUCUGUAUCUCACGUGCCUAACCUAUACUAAAUCUUUAGAUCUGCUAUGUAACAGCGCUCCGGUAUUCAAGCAUGAUCAGAAUCAAACGAUUUUGGCGACGCUCGGCUCCAGCGUGCUCCUCACCUGCAAGGCCUUCAUGGGUUUCAACAACACAAAUUCAGACUGUAGAGACACCCUGGAGUGGAUGAAAGACGGCACAACUCUUCACAACUACACAGUUUACCCACAAGAAAAAAGUGAAUGGUACACUGACGAGGGUCACAUUAUUGACAGCAGUAUACUAAUAGUGACAUUGAGAGAUAAGGCUGAUUUCGGCAUCUACUCUUGUGUGGUGAGAAAUCGCACAUCGCAAUUCAACAUAAAGGAGUACAAAAUCCCGAGUCACACAGGGGCUGUGGUGGCGUCGGUGGUCUUAUUAGUAGUUCUCGCUCUGUCCGUGGUGGUUUAUUCCAAAUGCCAGCUCAACUUUAAACUCUGGUAUAAGAACGUAUAUGGAGACUAUGAGUUCAAUGAUGGCAAAAUGUAUGAUGCCUAUAUCUCGUAUGUCAACGAUGACAACGACCGUAAGUUUGUCAACUUUAUCCUGAAACCACACCUGGAGAACAGAUACGGCCAUAAGCUUCUCCUCAAUGACACAAACAUCCUUCCUGGAGCUGAGCCGUCCGCAGAGCUGGUUAUGAACAUUAGCCGCUGUCGGCGAUUGAUCGUGGUGCUGUCUCAAUCGUACCUCGAGCAGGAGUGGUGUACUACAAACUUUGGACAGGGUCUCUGGCAUUUAAUGGAGCUAUCAGGAAAGCCCAUCUUCAUCGUUUUUCAGUCCCAACAGAAGCAAAUGAACCAAACCAUCAGCCAGCAGCUGAAACAACAUCAGCCUCGCAUCACAACUCUCACAUGGGGAGCACACUCCAUGACCCCCUCUUCAGGAUUCUGGAAAGCUCUUGCUUUAGCAUUGCCACGCAAGGUGACGUUUCACAACGAAUGUGCAGGCGAUCCGCAAACGAUACUACAAGGUGAUGAAGAUCCCAUGCUCAUGCAGCAGCCUGAUUACCUGGACUGCAGACCGGACCCAGAUCCAGCUGGAGACCUGGGUAUUCGUUUGCCCAUCUACAAGACGCUUUCCACCAAAGCACCAGUUCUCCCUGCGGGUCCAGAUUCGAUGACUGAACCCCGGGCAUCAGACAUAGAUGUGUCGGACCUUGGCUCUAGAAACUAUGCUGCCCGCACUGACUUUUACUGCCUUGUUUCAGAAGAUAUAUAAGAUACAGUUCUGUUUCAAGCUUCGAUAUAGUAUGUGCUGGUUAGUUUUGAUGUCAUGUCGAGCUUUCUUGUGUUUAACUAGUUAUUAUUUUGCACUGUAUUAUCUCUUUAUUCCUUUAUGCAAGAUGUGUAAUAGCAUUGCAUGUCAUGUACAGUCAAAUUUCUGUUCUGUAUAUAUUUCAUAAAAAUUUUAAGGCCUGUUAAAGUGUGAUCCUGGACCAUUGCACGGGUAUAUUUGUAGCAAUAGCCAACAAUGCAUUGUAUGUGUCAAAAUGAUUGAUUUUUAAUUCCAGAAAUUAUCAGGAUAUUAAAUAAAGAUCAUGUUCCAUAUAAAUAUUUUGUAAAUUUCCUACUAUAAAAAUAAAAAAAUGUAUUUAUCAUUA